UGCAGUUUGUACUGAGGAGUGACCCGUAGAGCUCUGAUUGGUCAGACUGUCAGGGCCGUGGUUCUGAUUGGUCAGAGCGUCGGUCCUCGCGGAGCGGGCUGGACGGCGCAGUGUAACGUGAGCAGCCAGACGCGUUUACCGACCCUCCUCUUCCUCAUCAUGGCCUGCCCCCCCACCAAACGGCUCCGCGGCCUGAACCAGGAAGCGGUGGCGGUCUUUGACAACUCCUUCGGCGACGACGAGGAUUUCACUCAGGACGACCUGGAUGAGAUUGACAUCAUCGCAUCGCAGGCCGACCUCGGCGGCGGCGGGGGGCUGGGACCCAAACCGACGGUGGGCGGGUCGACCUGGACGGGAGAACAAAGCAGACCGCUCCCAUUGGGCAGAGCCAGAACCAAUCAGAGCAGGGAGAACGCUCGCGGGAACAGCAGGGAGGCUGGUGGUGUCGGGCAGCGCUGCAGGGCGGACAGUCUGCUGGAGGCUCAGCACGCCGAGCUGAAGAGGAAGCUGCAGCAGUUGGAGGAGGACGUGGUGCUGAAGAGCGGGGAGGUGCGGGUGCUGCGGGACGCCCUGCGGGCAGCGCAGCAGGAGAAGGAGGCGCAGCGGCAGGAGCAGCUCCUCCUGCAGAGAGACAGGCAGCGCGAGCAGAGCGACAGGGAGAAGGAGCUCAGCAGGAAGGUUCAGUCCCUCCAGUCGGAGCUGCAGUUUAAAGAAGCAGAAAUGAAUGAAAUGAAGAGCAAAGUGCACAGCUCUGACCGAAGCAGCAAGACGGCCUCACCGCUGCCCAGGAACAGUCCCAGGGUGCUGAGCUGUGUCGCCCAGCUGAAUCAUGGGAGCAGCAGCAGCUCUUCCUCUCCGACAGGAAGUGGUUUUAUCACCAAGGAGACGUUUGGCGCCCAGCUGCAGACCAGAAUGACGCCGGUGAAAACGCCAGGGUCGGCACAGAAAGACGCAGAUAGAGGUGUGUCUGGCAGCAGAUCCACUGACAAACAGGAAGUUCCCCGCCCAGACCCGUUCCUGUCCAUCAGACCCAAACAGCACCAGUGCCGAGGUGGCGCUCUGCUGGGCCUGUUGCUGCAGCAGCCUCUGUCUCCCAGCAGCCUCGGCCUCUGUCACCUCCUGUCUGUCGCCGCGGCCGACGCACACGGCAGCAGCAGCUCGGCAGCCUUCCUCCUCCGCAGCGACUCGGCCAGGCUCAGGUCUGCCGGCAGCUCGGCUCACAGUCUGGCUCUGACCGGUUUGAACCUGCUGAGCCAGACUCCGCCCCCCGCCGCCCACGCCGCCGCCAGCAGGGUGUGUCCCGGGGCGGUGCUCCUGCUGCCCCUGCUGUCCCAGCAGCUGUCCCGGCUCUGCCAGGCGCUGGAGGCUCUGCACUCGGCCGGCCCGGCGCCGGAGGAGGCGGGGCGCUCGGACCUGGACCUGCAGGAGGCCGGCCUGGCCGCCCUGCGGGCCCUGAACCUGCUGCUGGACCACAGCCAGGAGGUGGUGGAGGCGCUGCUGUCAGAGCCGACUGAGGAGGAGCAGACAGAUCCCAAGACGGAGCAGUGUGCUGUGGGUGCUGGGCAGACUUCCCAGCAUGCCUUGCUGCGGUGUGUGUUGCGGCUGUGUGACGUGACGUUCAGCAGCCGAGCGGCUCGGAGGGAAGAUCUGCUGCAGGGCGCCAUGACGACGCUGUGUGUGCUGCUGGAGAGGAGCACACACACACACAGGCUGCAGUGUGUGUUGCGGAGCUCUCUGCUGUGUGUGUGUGUGUCAGCAGACAGCAGGUGCCAGGUGGUGUCCAGGUGUGUGUCGGUGCUGCGCUCUGUGGCCGACCACCGGCCGCUGGCCCGUCAGCUCUGCUCGCAGCACGAUAACUGUGUGUUCCUCAGGUUGUUCCACUACAUCAGAACCAGACCAGACAGCCAGGCAACACACACACAGUGGAUCAUGCUGGACCUGCAGGUGGUGCGUUUGCUGAACAGACUGUUGACUCAGAGAGCAGAGAGCUGGUCCGCUUUUGCCCAGAGCAACUGCCAGUGUUACACUGAGCUGGUUCAGACGGUGGUGGUGCUUCUCCAUCGUCAGUGGUUGGAGCUCAGGAGCUUCCAGGAACCGACAGACGCUGCAGCUGGCCCCGUGCGGCGCCCCCUGCGGGCCGGCGGGGGCGGGGCCUCUCUGCUCAGGGAGGCGGUGCUUCUGCUGCACUGGCUGCUGCUGCAGCACGGCAGCUUCUCGCUGUCCUGCAGGCCGCUGCUGCACAUGUACGACCAGGCCGUCCCGUCAGCACGGGACACCCUGAGGAGCCUGCACCCCCUGUCUGAGAGCGAGGAGCUGGCGCUGGAUGAGAUCUGCCGCUCGGAGGCCGACGACGCCGACGACAUGGACACCGACACCGGCCCCUGAUUGGCUGACCACGGGAACCCUGAUGACAUCACAGCUCCAGUGUUGGAGGAGCGGACUGGAUGUGGACCGCACAUGAACACGUGAACACAUGAACACGUGAACACAUGAACACAUGACUGUGACAGAAGCUGCGUGCUGACUCGGCCCAUCAAAGACAAAGGAUCAGCGGGGAGAGGACAAUGACAUCAUUGUCCUCUCCUCCAAUCGCUGAGGUCAGACUGCAGCGCCCACACCGAGGCCACGCCCACGCAGAAACCUGUUUUUGAACAAGCAGCUUCUUCUUGGCAUUUUGACGUUCUGUCCCCAUGAGAGCCGAGCUCUUCUUCUGUGGUGCGGCCAGCGAGCAGGAAGCACUUUAAGUGUGAUGUCACGUCUUCUCAGCUCCGCCUCCUCCUCUGUCAGCCUCGUUUCCAGCAGCGCACUUCCUGUUUCCUGCAGGUUUGGACGCCGCUGAGACGUUUGGAAGCUGAUUCAUGACGAGUGUGUGUGCUCUCAUUUGGACACAGAGCUGUUUUCUUUUUUUUUCUGUUUUUUAAUGUAUAAAUAAAGUUGCAUCUUCAAAGCCAUCCGUCUCCACGUGGGCGUGGCCUGACACGAGGCCGCAUGACGUGCACAAAACAAAUGAAGUGUCCUGAGUGCAGACAGGCUGGGGGUCCUACAGACAGGCUGGGGGUCCAACAGACAGGCUGGGGGUCCAACUGACAGGCUGGGGGUCCUACAGACAGGCUGGGGGUCCAACAGACAGGCUGGGGGUCCAACAGACAGGCUGGGGGUCCAACAGACAGGCUGGGGGUCCUACAGACAGGCUGGGGGUCCAACAGACAGGCUGGGGGUCCAACAGACAGGCUGGGGGUCCAACAGACAGGCUGGGGUCCAACAGACAGACGUAAUGAGAUGGAAAAUCCUGGAAAAGUCAUGGAAUUUAAAAAUGUGUUUUCCAGACCUGAAAUGUUUUGUAAAAGAAUAAAACAACUAGAAACCUGA
Myripristis murdjan (pinecone soldierfish) is the source of this 3369-nucleotide messenger RNA. It is a transcript of the gene atrip, whose product is annotated as ATR interacting protein. The record is from RefSeq and is a predicted model, not a curated record. The transcript has 18 exons. Gene Ontology annotation, biological process: DNA repair; DNA damage checkpoint signaling. The coding region runs from base 160 to 2385 and encodes 741 amino acids. Lineage: Eukaryota; Metazoa; Chordata; Actinopteri; Holocentriformes; Holocentridae.